CAGACAUGUGCAAUAAUCUCCACAGUAGCAUAAACCUACAUGAGCACAGCUACACCACUAUUCCACAAAAUAAAGGCAGCUUCUGAGGUUUAACUCUGCCCUGAGCACAGCUUGGCCAUGGGGGAGGCUGUCUGGGCAAAAUCCUGUUUCCUUGUGCCCCUGUGGAAAGAGGAAACCACUUUCACCUUCCUUGUUAAGAGCAAGGGCUGCUGCUUCUACCUGCAGGGUACAAGAACAUCCAAACAGAAGCUGGAUAUACUUCUUUGGCCAAAGUGUGACCUGGAGGGAAAAGGUUGCAAUCAACAGAAUCUGGCACAUCAACCAUGGGCAAUAAGGUACUGGAUCCCUCUUUCUGCAAUGCCUAAAGAAGUAGUUAUGCUGAUGUUUCUAGGGGUUAUUUUAGCAUAGACUGCCUGUGGAGUUCUGAAAACCCCUUAGUGAGAUUCUGGACACUUUGAAUAUGAUUAAAGGGACCUCUGAAGAACACAACAUGUGUAUAACACGACAUGACAUAAAAGGCAGCUGAGGCAAAAGGUGCAAAACCUAUUGGGAAGGGCAAGAGUUAAAUUCAGAUUUAACACCCCUCCUAUGUUUGGUGUCACUUGCCCUUACUUCCUGGUGAGGUAAUUUACAAGGACUCUGAAAACACAGGCAACAAGGAAGGCACAAAAAUUUAACUAUGGCAACAGAUCCACUGAGAAUGAACAAUGGGAUAAUGGUCUUUAUUCCUCCAAAUGGAGAUAAUGUAAUCCCAGCAGGCCAAGGUAUCCCCGCCACUGUAAUCUCAGCACCAGGCACAGUACAAUAUCCUCAAUUUGCAAACCAACCACUUAGAAGCAACCAGUUCCAGCAAAAUCGCCCACUGGGAACAUUGGAGAAAUUCCUAAAAGUUGAGGCCAAGACUCUGGCAGCUAUCCAGAUUGUGAUUGGAUUCAUCCACAUUGGCUUUGGGGCUGUCUCAUCUAUUGUUGCUUAUCCGUAUACCAACAUAUCUACUUUUGGAGGUUAUCCAUUCUGGGGAGGAUUGUUUUUCAUUGCUUCUGGAGCCAUUUCUGUGUAUACUGAGAAGAAAUUUAAUAAGACUUUGGUAAAGUGUAAUAUGGGAAUGAAUCUUACCAGCGCUAUCAUGGCAUCAAUUGGAAUGGUUCUGUUUAUAGUUCAGCUGACUGUAAAUUCUAAUGAUUAUUAUGGUCAAGAUCGUUUACAUGCUGUAGGUACUGGUCUCUGUGUCAUGCUCUUCCUGUUUACCUUGCUGGAGUUCUGCAUUGCUGCUUCAGAAGCACAUCUCAGAUGUGAGGAAACCUAUCAUAACUGUGAUAUGACGAUGGCUUUUAUGCCCUACUCUAUAAUUGAGAAUGUGACUCCCACUCCACCAGCAUAUGAUCAGGUGGUACGUCCUCCCAAUGGAGAGAUUCCAAAUGGAGAAGCUUCAUAAACUACACAGGAGAGGAAUGAAGGCUACCCCUGCAAACAACCACAUCAAUUUAGAGCUCAGGACUAAACUACAGUGUCUGCCACAUUAAAUACAGUGUGUACAGCCUAAACUCUUGUUGUUUUCCUUUUUUGCUUUCAAGUUAGAAGUGAAUGUGUUCAUAGUCUAAUUAUAAAUUACAUUUGAUGCACAAGGUUAAUUUAGGUUGAGUGUGUGUGCUCUAUGUUUAACAUUGUUAGGAGCCAGCAUGAUGGAUUGGUUUGAGAGGUGGAGGAGGACACUGGGAGAUCAGGGUUCAAAUCUCCACUUGGCAAUUGAAACCUACCAGAUAACCUUGGACAUGUCACAUUCUCUCAAGCUCAGAGGAAUGAUAAAUCCUCUCUGAAUUCUGUAAAGUUCACUUUAGGGUCACCACUUGAAGACACAUAACAAUAACUUUAAAUCCAUAUCUCAAUCUCUGUUUCAGAUGUAUGAAUAUUUAUACUUUGUACCCUGCUGUUCUUGUUGUUGUGUUUGCGACUUAUGGCAGUCCUCAGGCCAGUCUAUCGCAGGGUCUCCUAGAGCUGAGUGUGUGAGAGACUUGUCCAGCACCAACAAAUCAGGUUAUCAUGGCUGAACAGGGAUUCAAACCCUGAUCUCUAGGAUUGUAGGCCAACACUCAAAUCACUACAUCACUUUAGCUCUAAUAGUAUCCAAAUAUGAUAGAUUUGGAGCAAUUAGUUAAUUCAGCUAAUCACUUCUUGAUAUGAACUUAGAUUAUUAUCACAAGAAAACGUAAUAUUGAUCAGUUCAUUCUAUCCCUAUUUUGAUACAUCUCCAAUAGUUUCUUCUGAAUACUUUUUUGUUAUAUGUAAAAAUGAUGUAUGUUUUGCUGAUGUUCUUCAUUAAAAGACUUCUUAUAGAUGCUGCUCAAUAAAUAACAGGUUGCCUUCA
Anolis carolinensis (green anole) is the source of this 2365-nucleotide messenger RNA. Its product is annotated as membrane-spanning 4-domains subfamily A member 15. The record is from RefSeq and is a predicted model, not a curated record. The transcript is spliced from 7 exons. Gene Ontology annotation, cellular component: membrane. The coding region runs from base 680 to 1435 and encodes 251 amino acids. NCBI's taxonomy places the organism in Eukaryota, Metazoa, Chordata, Lepidosauria, Squamata, Anolidae.